CGGCCGCCCGUCCUGGGGGGCUGGAGCCGUCGCCUCUGCUCGCCCAGGGAGGCUCUUGCCAGGAGCUGACCGGACACCUUGGGCGAACAGAUCUCCCGAGGAUGAGAUCUCCAUAAUUCCCUGUGGAAAAGUCUUUUCACAGUCUGAUGCCCUGUGUGUGUUGGUUCUUCUGUGACCUUGACAGGUCUGGCGGUGACAGCUAAAACCCUGCUUUACUUUGUCAACACUGAGAUUCACUCCUACAUUAUAAAACAAGUCUGGGGGUUGUCACUAUCUUCCACGCCACUGCAUCUGAUCUCGUCUGACAAAGGGGCAUGAGAUGGUUGUAUUCAUCUCAUGAAUACCCUGUUAGAGGUUUUUCAGCAGACACAGUCUGGGCUGUUUGCUUCUAUUCACCACACGUUUGGCUCCUAAGGGAGGACAGCACUACUUAGAAGAGCUUUUAAGAAACCAAAUUCACUAGGAUUCCUAUUGUAGUAGGUCAGCACGUCUCCAGCUGUACUCUGAUUUCCAGUAAUAGACCUAAUCUUCUAAAUCAAUAAGUGAUUGCAGCCAGGACACCUGCACCAUUACACCAGGGGAAGCACCAGAAUGAAAGACAUGGACAAUAUCAAAACUGUAAAGAAAGAAUGGGUGUGUAAAUCAGGAACUGAUGAUCAGAUUUUGAACGGUACAGAACAAAACUGUGACUACUUUGUAGAUAACCUUUUUGAAGAAGCUCAGAAGGUUGGUGCCAUGUGUGUGCCCCCAACUACAGUCAAGAACCAGGUUGAUGUAAUCAUUAAACUUUGGAAAAACGGGUUUACGGUAAAUGACGGCGAACUUCGGAGCUACGCUGAUGUUGCAAACCAGCAGUUCUUGGAGUCCAUUAAAAAGGGGGAACUGCCUUUUGAGCUGCAAAAAGUGUUUGAUAAGGAGGAGGUAGAAGUGAAAGUGGAAGAUAAAAAGGAUAAGGUGUAUUUGUCAUCGAAAAAGCCAAUGUUUCAUCCCUUUUCUGGACAUGGUUACAGAUUAGGAAGUGCUACUCCAAAGAUAAUCUCUAAAGUGAGAGACGAUCAUCCAGGACCUGAUGACAAAAGACACCUGCCUUUAGUACCCUUGAAUGAUUUGGAGCCUAUCACCAAUGUCCAGAUCUGGUUAGCUGAUGGGGAAAGGAUAAUUCAGAAAUUCAAUGUUUCUCACAGAAUCAGCCAUGUCAGAGACUUCAUAACAAAGUAUCAAGGAUCUGAGGGAAGUGUUCCCUUCACACUGACCACCUCCCUGCCUUUUCGUGAGCUGCAGGACGAGACACUCACGCUUGAGGAAGCAAAGUUGCAAAACGCCGUUGUUGUUCAGAGACUUCGGAAAACAACUGAACCUUUCAGACUCUUGGUGAUAAAAGCACCUGACAACGACUACAAAAGUGCUGCUACACCUAAUGGACAACUCAAGAAUGAGCAAAAAAAUGCUAUCAAUAGUACACGUUCAAAUUAGCUUUAUAACUGACCAAAAAUUAUCUGCAGGGUGAACUAGGCAAAACCAAAAAUGUAACCAGCAAUAUGUGGAUGCCCUCACAUCCUCAUGCACUGUGCUCUUAGAGAGCAGAAUGGGUGCUGUGCUGUCGUCUGCUAUAAUAGAGGUAUUUUCAGCUACAUUGGGUACUCAGAGCCUGGCUGUAUAAUGUAGCAGAGCUAACUGUACAGCAGAUCAUCCUUAGAAUUUCCUUAGGUUAAAAGCUUCAUAGUAUUUAAUAAGUGGGUCUAGGUGGAACAGUUAUCUGAGACUUAACUACUGAGAGCUACCUACUGAUACUUAACUACCUUUUAAGGAAAAAUAGUAUUUAUUUUUGCACUUUGGACUAAAGUGAAGCAUUUCACUUACAUUGUAGUGUAAACUGCUGCAGUUUGCAUUCUUCUCACAGUAACUCUUUGACAACCUGUACUGCAAGCAAGCUCACAUUUGAACUCUACCUUGAAAAUCUUCAGGAUGUAACUUUUGUCACAAGAUCUGCAGUGUAAUAAUGUUCUGUCAAGUUUCCACAUGGUGGUAGGUGCAUGUGUGAGAAGAUACAAUCGAGAUGGUUUGGUGCAUACUGCAUAUGAAGUGCCUCAAAGUAAGCUCUGAAGGAAUUGUUCUUAUCAAUAGUUGAAGUGGUUUCUGCUUCUUUUGCGCCGCUACGGGUGUCUUGCAGAUCAGGUGAUGUUAAACUACCUAGCUCAUCAGCAUAGGGACCCACUUGUAGCUUUGUCACACAGAAACUUCAGCUGUUUUGGCUAUCACCAAGUAGGAGUAGUAGUUGAGAGGGACACAGUUGUUUUUGUACUGUUUGUCUGCCUCUGUCCUGAACUGCCCAGCUGAUGGAGACACUAAUUGCAUGUGGCCAGGUUUCAAAGCUGUUGAAAAUCCUUACUUGAAAACUGACAUUUUUCUCUCCACUUUGCCCCAUUUCCAUCCAAAUCUUUUAUUUUGCUGUUCAUGUACUUGAGGAAUAAAGUUUGUAGCGAACUAUUCCAUGUUUUGCUAAAAGAGAAAA
Messenger RNA from Melospiza melodia melodia, 2512 nucleotides. RefSeq names its product UBX domain protein 2A (gene UBXN2A). The record is from RefSeq and is a predicted model, not a curated record. The coding region runs from base 592 to 1473 and encodes 293 amino acids. Gene Ontology annotation, cellular component: nucleus; cytosol. Gene Ontology annotation, molecular function: ubiquitin binding. The transcript is spliced from 9 exons. NCBI's taxonomy places the organism in Eukaryota, Metazoa, Chordata, Aves, Passeriformes, Passerellidae. Gene Ontology annotation, biological process: nuclear membrane reassembly; membrane fusion; autophagosome assembly.